Messenger RNA from Eucalyptus grandis, 1133 nucleotides. Its product is annotated as O-acyltransferase WSD1-like. Gene Ontology annotation, molecular function: diacylglycerol O-acyltransferase activity; long-chain-alcohol O-fatty-acyltransferase activity. Gene Ontology annotation, biological process: triglyceride biosynthetic process. The transcript has 6 exons. Lineage: Eukaryota; Viridiplantae; Streptophyta; Magnoliopsida; Myrtales; Myrtaceae. The record is from RefSeq and is a predicted model, not a curated record. Gene Ontology annotation, cellular component: plasma membrane. The coding region runs from base 84 to 863 and encodes 259 amino acids.
GUGAGUGGUGGAAGGCAGUAGUGAGGGUGUUGGAGGUGGUGUGGUUCACGGUGGUUUUCGUAGUGGAGUUUGUGCUGAGGACCAUGUGGGUGAGCGAUCGGACGACGCCAGUGAGUGGUGGUGCAGGGGUGGAACUCUGGCCGAGGAAGCUGGCCACGGCGAGGUUUUCGCUGGAGGAUAUGAAGGUGGUCAAGUCAGCAGUCGCUAAUGCGACCAUUAACGAUGUUCUCUUCGGGAUCAUAUCAGUCGACUUGUUCAAAUACAUGGACCACCAGUCUCCCAAUGCCGUGCGGGAAGGGACUCGAAUAACGGGAGUGGCUGUUGUUAACUUGCGAGAACAACAGGGAUUGCAGGAAAUAUCCAAUUUGAUGAAAGACAACCCGGGACUGAGGUGGGGCAACAAGUUCGGGAUUAUCCUCCUCCCCGUUCACUACAGCAGGAGUUGUGGUGACCCUCUUGAAUACCUGAGAAAAGCUAAGUCGAUGAUGGACCGGAAGAAGAAAUCCCUGGAGGCUCACUUCUCCUACAAAAUUGGGCAUAUGGUCAUGACUUAUCUAGGAGCACAUGCCGCAAGCCUGCUCAACUACAGGAUCGUCUGCAACACCACGUUCAGCAUCUCGAACGUGUUCGGCCCACGAGAGGAGAUCACGUUUGGGGGCAACCCCAUCACGUACAUAAGGGUGAACGCCUCGAGUUUACCCCACGCACUCACGAUGCACAUGGUGAGCUAUGCGGGGAGGGCGGACAUGCAAUUUCUGGUGGCCAAGGACAUCAUCCCCGACCCUGAUUUUCUGGCCAAGUGCUUUGAGGAUGCUUUGCUCGAAAUGAAAGCAGCAGCUUCUACUGCCUUGAACUCGAAGUAAACAGGGAAACAUUCCUGUGAGGUUAGGAGGGGAAAAUCUGUGUUUUAGUCUCAUACACGGGAAUAAAAAGAAUUGAUCACACUUAUAUGAUGUUCUAUUGGGACAAGAAGAACCAUUUUAGGCCAUCGAUCCGAAUUUCGUCUUAUGUCUUACAUUAUUGAUGAAGUUAGUAGGGUGUUGAUUGAGCUCAGGAUCUAUCCACUCUAUGUUGAGCUCCAUGCAAUUGAAAAGAGAAAUGAAGAGAACAAAGUCGAUUGUAUGGCAAAUAAA